This is a messenger RNA of Phascolarctos cinereus (koala), 3934 nucleotides long. NCBI's taxonomy places the organism in Eukaryota, Metazoa, Chordata, Mammalia, Diprotodontia, Phascolarctidae. The record is from RefSeq and is a predicted model, not a curated record.
CCAAACCUGAAACAUCUGUGGAUAUUGCUACACUCGUGUGUGUGCGUGUGCGUGUGCGUGUGUGUGUGUAUGUGUGUGUGCAGAGGGGGGGAUCUCAAGCUGGGAAAUCCGGAAAAUAUACAAGGAGAAGAGAGAAGUGGGGCUUCUGCAGGUCUGGAAGCGAUGAGUAAGAAGAAAAGAGGGUAAAGGAAUCAAGGCUAGUGGACACCUGUACCAUACAACCGGGGACAUAAAUUUGUUUUCCAUCCUCAUCUGGGGCUCCUUCUCUUCCAAUCCCCCAACAAUCUCUAGCCCAGGGGCGUAGAAAGAAGAGGAGAUCGACCCUGCCAGGCGCUAGCCAGGGCAAGCAGUGAAGGAGUUAAGGCAGGAUUGGGGGAAGGCCGACCGGCAGAAAGGAGCAUGUGCAGUCUGCAACCGCAUCCAUACUAUGGGUGAGUGCCACUGGUACAUUGAAAUCUUCAGCCACGGCCGCAAUUGCCCUCUCGCUCUGCAGGCAUCUUCCUAAGCAGGAGAAGACAAUGCGGGUCUGAGUGGCAGAACAGAGAGGCGCAGACCAGUUACGACCAAUGCGAGCCAGUGCGCGCCCCGGAGAGGCUGCCGUGGGGGUGGGGAGCAGGCGGAGGAGGCGAGCGCUCCAGCCCCGGGAGGAGGAGGACGCACAGGGGAGCUGAGAGCUCGCUCCUGGGCAGCACCUGCAGCGGACGGCUGGCCCGGCGGGCCCCGUAGCCCCGCGCCAGUGGUCUCGGUCUCUGGUCCCCGCACUGGAAAAAUCAAAAGGAUGAAGUAGGUCUGUUGUCUGUCCUGAUGGUCGUACUAGGUUGGGUCAGCUGCCCAUAGAGCUGGACAGAUUCUCCGUAUGAAAAACGAACUGGACCCAGAAAUGAAUAGAAAGAGCAGAGUUAGCACCAGAACUGGGAAAAGCAGCCAAGCCCUGUCUCACAUGAAAAGGAUGAUCAGGACAGCUCAGCUGCUGCCUAAUGGACUAUCUGCAUGAGAGAUUAUUGACGAAGAACAGAGAACUGAAAACGACGUAGUUUCCAUCAAUCAAGGAAUAGCUGAAUAAAUUGUGGCAUGUGAAUGUAAUAGAAUAUUAUUAUGCAGUUAGAAAUGUAGAUGAAUAUAAAGAGUUAGGGAAGAUUUAUAUGAACUGGUGCAGAGUGAAGUAAGCAGAUCCAGAAAAAAGUAUGCACAAUGACUACAAUAAUGUAAAUGAAGAGAACACCAAAAAGAAGCCAAACUGAGUGAUUUUAAUGAUGGGCUUUGGUCCUGAAGAACAGAUGAAAUAUAUCUCCCUUUUCAGCAGAGAGAGACACAUGGAGCCCAGACACCUGCAAUAACCAAGGAACUUCUGAGUCCUGGGGCUGAUGCUUGCCCGUUCUGCUGAGGAUGGCACCACGCCCCAGUUUCCCACUAGGAAGAAGACUGACCCGAGACACUCCUGGACAGUGAUCCUGAUGUCUCUUCUGUGCAGAGCAUUCAACUGUAAGAUAACAUUUGGGCUGGGGACUGUGAGGAGGCACCAUGGCCUCUGCGGAGCCCCUGACGGCACUGUCUCGCUGGUACCUCUAUGCCAUCCAUGGCUACUUCUGUGAGGUGAUGUUCACGGCCGCCUGGGAGUUUGUGGUGAACUUUAAUUGGAAAUUUCCGGGUGUCACCAGUGUCUGGGCCCUCUUCAUCUACGGCACCUCAAUACUCAUUGUGGAGAAGAUGUACCUGCGCCUGCGGGGCCGUUGCCACAUCCUGGUCCGUUGCCUCAUCUACACCCUCUGGACAUACCUAUGGGAGUUCACCACGGGCUAUAUCCUUCGCCAGUUUAAUGCCUGCCCCUGGGACUACUCCCAAUUUGACUUUGACUUCAUGGGUCUCAUCACCCUGGAGUAUGCUGUGCCCUGGUUCUGUGGCGCCCUCAUCAUGGAGCAGUUUAUCAUCCGCAACACCCUCCGUCUUCGCUUUGAACAGCAUGCUGAGCCUAGCGGACCUACUGCCUCACUGGCUCUGGCUAACGGCCAUGUCAAGACAGACUGAGGAGUGGACCCGUGCAUGGACAGUGGCCCUGGGGCUUUCUUGAUCAACCCGUGAACAAAAACCAAGUGGGAGCAGCUGCUCUUCCUUAUCACACACAGCUUCUCCCUUCUAUGCUCACUGUAUCAGUACAUACACACACACACACACACACACACACACACACACACACACACACACACACAUCUGCACCCACACACCAUCACCAUCCUCACCAGAAUAGUGUGUGUGUGUGUGUGUGUGUGUGUGUGUGUGUAUGUAUGUUAGAGGUGAAGGGGAACACAGCUACAUGGGGAUGGGGGUGGGGGCCACAUAUGUGAAUAACUCCCUAACUCAGAAGAGAACAGCAGAAUUCCUGAGACUGAUUACAGCACCCCAAUCCACUGACCAUCUUGGGCCUCCCACACCCGCCUCUUCUCGGGCCCUUUCCUCCCACACCCACCACUGCCCUUUGGUCUGGGUGAAGUUAGCAGUUGGCUUGUUCCAUUAGGCAAUAUUCAGGUGCUUGCUUGCAACCAAUACCUCCCACGGGGCCCAAGGAGCGGAAGGACUAGAAGGAACGUGGCCGUGGCUCACUUGCCAUGCGUGCACGGGAGGUGGAGGCAGAGGCCCUACCUGCUGCCCCCUUCCCUGUAGCCCCGAAGCUGCUUUCUUGGUGUUUUCUGGGGCACUCUGGUGCUGGAUCCCCACUAAACUUGGACUUUUGAAGGACUUAAUCCUCAAGUGCUCCGUGGAGUUUCCCCCGUUUUUCCCCUCCGCCCUCUUUUAUUUUUGAACUAAGGGCAACCUGCCUUUCUUGUCUCCUCCCCUCACAAGCCAACACAAAAAUUCCCAGAGAUAGAAACCUGAGAAAUCUUCUCCACCUGCCCUUACCCCUUCCCAUCUUUGUUUUUUGCUCAUUUGCUGUAUGUCCAGGGGAGACCACACAAGCAGCAUCUUCCCUCCCAAAUCGUCUACUGUGAAAGCAUCUGGCACCAUGGCCACUGGGCUUGUGACAGUGUUUCCUGGUGCUGGCCCCCUUCUCCCUUCUCAUAACCACCUCUCUAACAACCCAUUGAACCCAUGUGAGAAUUGGACCCAGUAGGGCUUGAGGAGGUAGUAUCUUGUGACCUGGAAAAAUUUCUGAGAGGUUUCCCAAAUAAAGAUUAUGGGGAGAGGGUGGGGGAAGGGGCAGAGUUGGAGGGUGGGAUCUAAAAGGUGAAGGAUGCUUAUAAAAUAUUUGGGCCAUGAUUGAGUUGAAAAUGAACCAAUUGGUUAGUGGGGUGUGUGUGUGUGUGUGUGUGUGUGUGUGUGUGUGUGUGUGUGUGUGUGUGUGUGAGAGAGAGAGAGAGAGAGAGAGAGAGAGAGAGAGAGAGAGAGAGAGAUUGAUUCUGCUUAAGGAAACCAGAGUUUGAGAGAGGUAAUAUUUUAGGCGUAGGGGAUGCUUUAGAAUGUUCAAAUGGGAACAGGCUCAGAACCUGGUGCUGGUCUUCAUUUAUCACAGCCCCCAACUCCAUGUUGCCUUCUCAGGGCUCCCAUUCCUAGCCCUCUUGUUUCCACAAACAGGGCUCUCUCUGUGAACUCACUCCUUAUUCAGUAUCAUCGCACUCUUUGGAGGCAUGGUUUUAGUCCCCCAGCCCCACCCCAGUCGCCCUCCCACUCCUGUGAAGUGUCCAUUGCUGGCAGUGGACAGGUGAAUGCCUCACCCUAGCUCACUUCCAGCACUCCCAACCAGCACAAAGGAGUUAAUUAGCCCUACUAUGCCCUGUGGUACAGUGUUUCCUGACUAUUCCAGGACACUUAGGUAGAAAUUAGCAUCAUCCCUUUUUAUAAAUCAUUAAAAAUGCCGAGGCUACCAACUGUAGAAAGAAACUCCUCUUCCUUGCUGUCCUGCUCAGUUUGUACAGACAGCAUCGCUCACAGGUGGGAACAG